AUUGCUCAGUCUUUAUUGUUGCAAAAUAGAAGUAGAAUGGCAGCACUACUUUCUACAAAAACAUUAGAUUGCAAAGACCUUCAUGGUUAUUUAAAAACGCUUUCGUCUUACACACUUGACAGAUUGUACAAUCACCCGGCAACAUGUCUUGCCGUUUUCAGGGAAUUGCCACAGUUAGCCAAGCACUACAUUAUGCGCCUGCUGUUGAUUGAUCAGCCAGUAUCUCAGGCAGUGAUUGGAUUAUGGUCGAACAACAAAUAUAUCAAUGAUCACAGGCGGGCAGUUCAAGCCCUGACUGAUCUACGUAUCUGGUACGAGCAGCCGUUGCCAGGGGGUAUGCAGGGUCGCAUGGUGAACGCUACAUUCAAGGCCAACAUGAAGACUGCGCUGCUUGGCGGUGGUAAGCCAUGGACGGGACGUGGUGGGGGAGUUCUGCCCCCUGACAAGAACAGUAGGGAUGUGGAGUUCCUGGAUAAAUAUGCCCUCGAGAGAUGGGAGUGUGUGCUUCACUUCAUGGUGGGAUCCACUGAAGGGGCAGACGGGGUCAGCAGGGAUACCAUUGAGGUGCUCAAACACUCGGGCCUCAUGAAAGUAGAGGAGGGUGACCCAGUCCCAUACAUCACGCCGGCAGGGUUCCAGUUUCUCCUGAUGGACACAGGGUCUCAGGUCUGGUACUUCAUACUGCAGUACCUUGACAUGACAGAUUCCCGAGGCCUGGACCUGGUGGAGUGUCUCUCAUUGAUGUUCCAGCUUAGCUUCUCAACUCUAGGAAAGGAUUAUAGCACGGAAGGCAUGAGUGAUGGUCAAUCACGGUUUCUGCAGCAUCUUAGAGAGUUUGGACUGGUAUACCAGAGAAAGAGGAAGGAAAAGCGAUAUUACCCCACUCGGUUAGCUAUCAAUCUAGCGUCAGGAUUGUCAGGAAUAGUAACGGACUCUCACAGACAAGGGUAUAUUGUUGUGGAAACCAACUACAGACUCUAUGCUUACACAGAAUCAUCACUUAACAUCGCUUUACUGGCGUUAUUUUCUGAGAUGUUGUACCGCUUUCCAAACAUGGCGGUGGCAAACUUGACCAGGGACAGCGUGAGAGCAGCUCUAAUAAGAGGCAUCACAGCAGAGCAGAUCAUAAGUUUCCUGAAGUCACAUGCACAUUCUGAGAUGGUAAAACAGACGCCAUCACUGCCUCCAACCAUCGUAGAUCAGGUGCGUCUAUGGGAGCUGGAGAGGGACAGGUUCAAGUUUGACGACGGAGUUUUGUACAGUCAGUUCCUGUCGCAAGCAGAUUUUGAAAAACUCCGUGACUUUGCAAAGGAGCAAGGUGUGUUGGUCUGGGACAACACCAACAAGAGAGUGAUGGUGGUCUCCAGAGCGGGUCACGACUCAGUGAAGCGGUUUUGGAAACAGCAGAAGAACUCUUGAUGUCGGAAAAACAGGAACUGGCAACCAUGUUAAAUAGUAAAUCUGAAUGAAGAAAAAGAAAGAGGAAGGUUACAAUUCAUGGGUUACGCAAUGGUGUUUUGGAAUUUUAUUCCCUAAAAAAAGUCUAGCAAUUUGUUAUAAGUGAUUUUUUGUAUUUGGGAAAACUUAUGGCAAAUGCUUCUUGUAUGUAAGGAGUAUAGUAGGUACAUGAUGUGUGGUAAUCUGUCCUACAGUUAGAUAUGGGCUUUGGUAGUUAAAUUAACUUAUGACAGAUGCUAUCAUUAGUGAAGGAAACUUGAGAUAACAACAGUAAUGGAUAGCUUUUACAAGUUGUGUUCUUUUAAAAAUUGCUAGUAGCCCAGAGGGGUUUAUUGAUAUGUUCAUACAUAUCAGUCUUGUGGUUUUGUUAUGAAUGUUUUCUUAUUGUCCUAAACUGUUGAUAAAAUGAACACAACUGAGGCAUUCUAGGUAUAUACAUGUAUAUGUACGCUGAAUUUUGUACCUGUUGUAUAUACAAUUGCUUUUUCUUAAUGGUAUUGCAUGUUUGUGUAUAUAUAGUUAUUGUUUGUUAAAAAGAUAGAUAUACAAUGCGCACAAAAAGGAAUUUUGUUCAAUAAAUAAAAAACAAAAUC
This is a messenger RNA of Dreissena polymorpha, 2051 nucleotides long. Its product is annotated as general transcription factor IIH subunit 4-like. The record is from RefSeq and is a predicted model, not a curated record. Gene Ontology annotation, biological process: nucleotide-excision repair. NCBI's taxonomy places the organism in Eukaryota, Metazoa, Mollusca, Bivalvia, Myida, Dreissenidae. Gene Ontology annotation, cellular component: transcription factor TFIIH core complex; transcription factor TFIIH holo complex. The coding region runs from base 37 to 1419 and encodes 460 amino acids. The transcript has 13 exons. Gene Ontology annotation, molecular function: ATPase activator activity; double-stranded DNA binding.